AAACAUUUGAAUAAUGCCAUACAACAGAAAAUGGCUUGGAUUCAUAUCACCACAAUUGUAUGCCUUCUUACUGUUACAAUCAGAAAUUCAAACUGCUACCUCUCAAUUGACCGAAUAGUAAACCGAUUAGAUGAUAUGGAGGAAAAAUCAAAUAAAGUCGAUAAUGGACUACAAGAAGAAAUUGCUAAGAUUAAAGAGGAUAUAAGGGAGUUAACAGAAGAGCUCACAGAUGCUUUAAGGCUAGAAAGCAGAUACAGGCGAGAAGAUAUAAAAGCAAUCUAUGAACUUCUACAAGUCAAGGAUAAUAACACAGAAGAAAGUGCGGUACAAAAGUCGAAGAACGCCUUAGACAAAAGUCACGAGCAUGCUUGUUCCACCACAGAGAAUGAAGAACAUUUCAAAAGAGCAUUUCAGGAACACGUACGAAUACAUCAUGGCAAAAUUGACGAACAAUGUGGAAAAAGUUGUGUCUAAGGGUGUUUUGAGGAUGAUGUCUGCUGAAAGUAUGAUCCUUGCAAACCUUUCCGAAUACAUGAAUGAAGCAGAAUUUCGCCAUUUGAAAAAAAUUGAGGAUGCAGAAAUAGUGACAAACGAUGCAAUUAAUGCUCUAAAUAUAACUGUCAAGAACAAUAAAAAACGAGAAACGAACAUGCUCAAACUGAUUGAAAAUAUAACAUCGGAAUUAAAUGAAAUGAGGACUGAUCUUCAUUCUCUUUUGCCCAUUGGGUGUACUACCGUAAAUGGAAUAUAUUCAAUAACAUUGGAGAAUGCAUCACGAAACCGGAUACCAGUCUAUUGUGAUAGAGUGACAGACGGGGGAGGCUGGGUAGUUUUCCAGAGGAGAAAAGACGGUUCGGAGGACUUUGACCGUUCAUGGCUGGAGUACAAACAGGGCUUUGGCCAGCCAGACGGUGAGUUCUGGCUUGGUAAUGAACUGCUGCAUCAGUUUACCAGUGACAAACCGAGGGAACUCAGAAUUGAUAUGGAAGACUUUAAAGGGAAGAAGGCACAUGCCAAAUAUUCUUCAUUCAGAAUUUAUUCUGAAAAAGUAAACUACAAGCUUGAGGUUAGAGGAUACAAUGGGAAUGCAGGCGAUUCCUUAAAUGGAGUUUUUAUAGGCAGUAACGGUGUUCAUAAUAGACAAAGCUUUUCAACAAGAGACAACGACAAUGAUAAUAAUGAAUCGAAUUGUGCAACUUCUUAUCUGAGUGGUUGGUGGUUUAAAAGGUGUUACGAGUCGAAUUUGAACGGCAAAUAUCAUAGUGGGAUUCAUUGGUACUCGUUUAGCAGCGACUGGUCUAAUUUGAAAUUUGUUGAAAUGAAAUUCCGAUAAACAGGCACAUCGAACAUAUGGAACCCAAUCGUAUAUGUGUUCGUGGAUUUCCGGUUUGGGCACUCUGCUCACUAAAUCCUUUCAUUCAUGUUUAGUUUAAAUGCAAAUAAAACAUAUAUUUGGAUUGUAUAUACAGUAAUAGUGUGAUUUCGGAGCGUUGGUAAAUUGUUUUUAUGUUCAGUAUAUCAUUAACCUUUUUUAUUUAGUGUAAAUAUGAAGUUCCCGAUAGUACCCUAUCUUGUAAGUAAAUGUGGUAAAUAUUUUUAAACCAAUCUAUAUAUAAAUAUAUAUUGAUUCGACAGUGCUGUUGAAUAUAUGCAAAUACAAAUUACUUGUAUCCAUGUUUUAAAGUGUAUGUUUCAUUGCAUCAGUGUAUUUCAAAUUCAGCGUUUCACUGUAUUAAGUGUUUAAUCCCUUGUACUGUUAUUUGUUCGAUGGUCUAAUGACAUCUGCAUCGUCACCUAAUAUAAACUGUUAUUUUCUAUAAAUAUUUAGCAUGUAUUUGUCAAGAUUUGUUUAUUAUAACCUAGAAUUAAUAUUUCUUAAUCUAUUUCUAGACGUUUUAGAAUAAAAAUAUAUUUUUAGAAAUUGAGAGAAAGAUUCUGAAGACUUUUUAAUAACGUUGAGGAACAUUUUCAUUUCAUUUAUAAAAGCAAACUUCUCUAAUCCGGGGUCUUGGGAAAAGUUAAAGAUUCUUUAAAAACUAAAAAAAGUAUUUAUAAAAAGUUUUACCAUCGCUAGAAAAGAUCUAAAAGCUUGGAUUCAAUUUGACAUGAUUUACAUGAGGAUUCGGUUUCAAUCCGUUUUUGUGAUUCAUUUUGAAAGUGUUGUUGGAUUAAAUUAUUGCUUAUACGUGUGUUCAAUAUUUCAUGUGGAUAAAAUUAUGCUGACUCUCAAGCAUACCAGGAUCAGAUAUAUUUUGUGAACUUUUGGACAUUAUUCUGUAUUCCAGAUAUUUAAAGUUUUGCAUUACUGUUUUGAAAUUACUUUUGUAAAAUGGUUUAUAUCUUUCUUAAUACAAACCCCUUUCUAAUGAUAUUAAA
Molecule: messenger RNA, 2376 nt
Organism: Mya arenaria
Lineage: Eukaryota; Metazoa; Mollusca; Bivalvia; Myida; Myidae
Product: ryncolin-1-like
Exons: 1
Coding region: 365-1333 (322 amino acids)
Source: RefSeq, a predicted model, not a curated record